UACCAACUCACGUUCUGGAGCACUAAGUACAAAAGAAAACACUUGAAUCUUUUUCUUUCUUUCAUCGUACGAGAGCAUAGUCAAUCCAUAGUAUCCUCAUAAAGUUUUCUUCUACUUAACUAGUCAACGGCGGCAACGAGUGUUUCUGUCAAGCAAACUUAAGGACUGAAACUGAUGUAGGAUUAUCCUGGGAGUGAGUUGGCCAAUCCUGUUCGAGUAGCUAUCGAGAUACGAGGGCUAUCUUUCUUCAAGGCCAGUCCGAUUAUCGGACGAUCUUACGCUAAGUCUUCUUUUCUCUACUUUUUAUAUUAAUAUUUUAUUUCUAAUUAUUGUUUCCAUUUUAUUUGUUCUUGCAUUUGGUGGUUUGUCUGGUGAUUUGUGAUUAAACUCGGGAUUUUAUCUGACUAAACUCGCCGUUUAAUACUAUUUUCCUAACAAUCUUGAAGAAAGAUAUUAUUUCUCGAGUUUUGAAAAUCCAAUAUGACGAACUUGGAAAGUGCUGCUACUUCUGAAAACGUUGUUGUUGAGAAUAAUGUGAAUGAAAUCCCUGAAAAUAAUGUUAAUUCUGUGUCUGUGACUAAUUCUGGAGACACGCCUGAAUUUGUUGCUACGGGCUCUCGCAGGGUUGAUUUGACCGGAAUGCCUGAAAAAAUUUCUGGACAUUUUUUCUAGCGUUGGCAACAACGCAUGAAAAUUUGGUUAAUCACCAAGGGAUUGCUCUCGGUAAUUAUGACGGUGUGUCCCCCCGUUGUCGAGUCUGAUCCCAAGAGUCUUGAACGCCAAUCUUUAUGGCGUGAGAGGAAUGAAAUAGCCAAAGGAAUGAUAUUGUUGGGACUCUCCGACAUGUUAUUUGAUGUCUAUUGCACCCUCCAUGGCACGGCUAAAGACCUUUGGGAUGAGUUGGAUAGGAAAUAUAAUACUGAUGACCAUGGUCUCGAAAAGUAUAUUGUUUCCAAAUUCUUGAGAUUUGACAUGAAAGAGGGGAAAUCUGUUUUAGAACAGACACAAGAAUUUGAGCUCAUCUUACAUUCUCUCCGUGAAGCAGAUAUGGAAUUGCCUGAAAAAUUUAAAGUCAUGGCUGUAAUUGAAAAAUUCCCCAAAUCGUGGGAAGAUUUUGGUUUGACUUUAAAACACAAAAUGAAAAAGAUAACUUGGAAAAGUUUGAUGCAUUCCAUUACUGUUGAGGAAGAACAUAAGAAAGCGGGCUAUAUUGUGCCUGUUGAAUUUCAGCCAAAGGCUCAUGUUGUAACCGGGGGAAAGCAGUCACAAAAAUCUAAAAAUAAACAACCAUCAUCUUUUAAACCAAUAAAGGCCAAAUUAAAAAUUGCAAAGAAACCAAAGGCAAACCGUCCAUGCUGGAACUGUGGACAGAUGGGGCAUUGGGCCAAAUUAUGUCCAAAUAAAAAGGCUAAGACUCAAUCUGGUGGACCUCAAGUCAACGUGGUGACUGGAGGAACUAGUUCCGAUGGGUAUGUUUCUAUUAACCCUCAAGUUGGUAGGUACAAUAUAGGUUCUCAUAAGCCGCCCAAGUUUUCCAUGCAUGGAAGCCUCACAAUGUAUAGUGGAGUAGGAGUUCUGAAGUGGGGGUCGCCAUGUACAUCAACUAUUAGGAUUUAGGAGGAAGAGAGCUGGUUUAUCAAUCAAUGGGACGAUUUCCUCCUGGGGAUAUAGGUGGCGUGAAUGUGUAAAACUCAUCAAAAUGAAAGAUGCAAUUGGAGAUAGUUUAUGGGGGUUCUUCGCGCACCCCACAAUUGCUUUACGUAACUAUGGGCGGACAAAUUUAGCCUUCUUAAUUAAUAAUCAUAAUUAAUUAUAAUUAAAACGAUAAUUGAAAUUGCUUGGCGCACCUCCAGACUCCACGCUCGGCUCCAUUGAGAAGGAUUCCCAUAUCAAUUUUACAUUUAAUAUACAUCCAAUUAGACCUGCACAAAAGCGGGUUCAGGCCGGGCUCGGACCGGGCUUUUCAUAAGUUUUCUGCCCAUCGUGUGUGGGCAGCCCCGGCCCGGCCCGCUAAAACGGGCCUAACCCCAUGUCCAUACCCACCUGUAAGAGCGGGUCGGGUAGUCCACCGGGGCACCGGGCCCGGGAAAACUUUAAAUAUUUCAAAAUUAUAUAAUUUAUUUAAUACUUUAUAAAUAAUAUUACAACAUUUAAAAAAUUGCUAAUACGCUUAUAAUGUGACACCGCACCCGUAUGGACUUGAAUUUGAAAGUUGAUAUGUAUUUGAAUUUUCCUAACGAAUAAAAUUCGUGUAAUCGAUUGGUAUAUUUAAUUAAUGCAUGAUAAAUUAAAUUAUUUAUCGGGUCCAGUAUAUGUGGCUGGGCUACCAAAUACUUAGUUGGGUUAUCAUAAUAAUUAUAGGAGCCCAAAUAAAGUGUCAACCAAAGUUGAUAAAAAUAUUUGGACAACCCGGGUGCUAUUUUGGCCCAACCUACCGAAAAUAGCAGGAAUAAUCGGGGGAAACUUCCUACACUCACUUGGGGUAUUCUACACAUCAAAUAGCCACAAAUAAUUGAGAGUGGGACAAAAAUAAAUGGGAAGGGGCGGACUAAUGAGUGAGGGGAUGGUUAAGGACAAAGCCACACCCCCCAUGUCUCAUUCAUGCAUCAAUUUGCUUAAUUGAUUGAGUGAGGUACCUCCCCCCUUUCAUUUGCAUCCUAUACGAACCACUCAAGGGAGAUAAGCUCUAGGGAGAGCUCUCAAAAAGUCCAAGGUUGGAGGAAGCAAGAAGGAAGUAUUUCCCAACACAAAAAAGCUAGGAUUUGAGGAGUUGAAACCGCCGGAAACCGCCACGUAUAGGAGGCUGUUCGUAGCUGCAGACCACGAAAGCCGCCCACCUUUCACGAAAGCUGCCCGGCUUUCGUCUGCUGUCCAGAUUUUUGAUCUCCAAUCGGUUUAGAACGGGGAUUGAUCGGAGGGCUUAACAAAGGCAACUAUUUCAGCACUUCAUAAGUUUCAGGUAGAACUUGAAGAGUUGCUGCCACCACCCGUUGCUUCGGGGUGAUCAAGGGAAGAAGACGUGGUUCGUGCUUCUUCCGUUUCUGUUUUGAAAACAAUUUGAAUAAUGCUCAUGGAUAUUAUUUUUGAGAUAAUCAUUCGGGGGCUUAUAUGCCCAUGUUUGCCGAGUGUGGCAUAAACACUUGUAUUAAAUGUUUUCGCUGCUUAAAUGAAUAUUUUACAUUAUGCUUGUUUAU
Cuscuta epithymum is the source of this 3194-nucleotide messenger RNA. The record is from the annotation of a GenBank genome assembly. Lineage: Eukaryota; Viridiplantae; Streptophyta; Magnoliopsida; Solanales; Convolvulaceae.